ACAUCCUCGCAAGAAUUAUGUGGUGUAAAUCUUUCUGAAGCAAGUUAAAGGCUGUGGAUUGUGAUUGAUUGAGCUUAGAUGAGGAGUGGCAUGCCCUGGGUUUUACAGUGCUGUGGAUGGUCAUCUUCUCUGAAGUUUGGUAGUCGGCCAAUUAUCGGAUCAUAAAGAUAUAGAGUCAAGAAGGCCUGAGUUUGAUCAACUGUUGGCUAUUAGUCUUAGUGGUCUGGGUCCAUAAUCGAUACUGAAAUUUUGCUGAUUAGUGUUAUUUCUGCACCAUGAAUAGUAUGCAGAGUAUAGAAUCUCUGGCUGCUGGGGAUGCUCAGCAUAAACUUUUUCGAACCCUUGGACCAACACUCGUGAUUUCGAUGGCAUAUAUUGACCUUGGAAAGUGGUUGGUAGCAGUGGAUGCUGGAUCUCGGUUCGGCUAUGAUCUUGUGCUACUGGUGCUGCUCUUCAAUUUCUCAGCCAUUUUGUGUCAAUAUCUGUCAACUCGUAUCGGCAUGGUCACUGGGAAGAACCUUGCCAAGAUCUGCUGCCAGGAAUACAGUCAGGUGAUAUGUGUUGUUCUCGGCCUUCAGGCAUGGCUAUCCUUGUUGACCUCUGAAUUGACAAUGAUUGCAGGCAUGGCAGUGGGGUUCAACAUUGUGUUUGAACACGACGAUCUUAUCACAGCCAUAUGUUUUGCAAGUGUUGUAGUUGGUCUACUACCAUACACGCUCUCUCGUUUGGAUAAGAAGGUGGCUGGGAUAUUUAAUGCCUGCAUAGCUGGAUUUACACUUCUUUGUUUUGUGCUUGGUUUAUUAAUCAGUCACCCCCAUACCCCAGUCAAUAUGAAUGUGAUGUUCCCCAAGUUGAGUGGUGAAAGCGCUUACUCAUUGAUGGCUCUUCUUGGCACAAAUAUAAUAGUACACAACUUUUAUACUCAUUCAGCAUUUGUUCAGGUUCAGAGAAGAUCUUCAGUCCAUACCCUUGGUUCCCUGUUUCACGACCACCUUUUCUCUAUAUUAUUUAUAUUUACUGGGAUUUUCCUUGUGAAUUAUAUUCUCCUGAGCUCAGCAGCAGAUGAAUCCAGUGACACAUUGGUCAUGAACUUUCAAGAUGCUAUGGAGCAAAUGCACCAGAUAUUCACAAAUCCUGCAGCACCAAUUGUGCUAUUAGUGAUCCUUCUCUUUUCAAGCCAUAUCAUCUCAUUGACAUGCAUUGUUAGUGGUGAUGUAAUUUCAGAGAACUUCUUUGGUGUUAAACUGCCUCUUUCGGCACAUCAUCUGCUACAUAAGGGUUUGGCCAUGAUUCUUACUAUCUACUGUGCGAAGGUUGCUGGUUCUGAAGGGAUAUAUCAGUUGCUUAUUAUGUGCCCAGUUAUCCAGGCUAUGCUUCUUCCUUCAUCGAUUAUACCCAUUUUACGUGUUUCUUCGUCAAGAUUAUUGAUGGGAAGAUACAGGAUAGCUUUAUGUGUUGAAAUUUUUGCCUUCCUUGCAUUCCUUCUUGCGGUGUUCACAAAUAUAAUUUUCACAGCAGAGAUUCUGUUUGGUGAUAGCACUUGGACAAACAACCUGAAAGGAGAUACUGGAAGCCCUGCCAUACUUCCAUAUUCUGUUAUAGUCCUAGCUUCAUGUGCCUCAAUUGGAUUUACACUGUUACUUGCUGUUACUCCACUAAAAUCAGCAAGUAAUGAAGCUCAGACUCAUUUGUCGUCCGUGCACUCACAAAGAGAAACAUUGGGCACUACUCAUAGAGAAGCAACUUGUCUUGAAAAAAAUGAGGAUGAAGAAUUUGAAAGCUGUUCUGUUGGAGCUUUUCUUAUGGGUUCAUCGGAAGGUCAUACGGAAUCAGUUCAUGAACACACAUGAAGAAAUUAAGAGGUCUUCUGUUGGUGCUGUUCUGAGGGAUUCAUUGGAGGUUCCUCAGAAACUAGCUUUUGACUGUGGAUACAUUGGUUAAUCCUGAAGCUGAAUCAUCACCACCUAUAACCAAUGUGGUGCCAAAAUCAGUUGGUGUUGAGUGGACGCAAGCAGUUCCAGAGAUCUGUACUAUCAUCGUAGUAGAACAUAGCGUUUCAGAAUGUUUCGAGAUGAAGCCCUCAAAUGAAAUGGUGGUUAAACAAGAAGGUGAAGACAACUCAGAUGAGGGUGACAUAGGUGGAAGAAUCUCUGAGACAAGCCCUUGACCAACUUGACAUUCAACUUGUUGAUGCCUUUCCGAUGGUGUGUCGGCCUUCUUUUUAGGCUUUGCCAAUUGCCUUCAUGGUUCUCAGUAUUUCAUGGUUUGGCCAGUGAUGCUAGUGGUGCUCUUAGAGAUGAUGGUGUCUUCUCAGUUAUUUUAUAGUUGUCAACUUUCUUGUUUGGAUCGAUCUGUGGUGGUUUCGCAAGAGGUGUUGGUGGUUGUAGUUAGUGGUGAUUUUUUAGUUACCAUCAGUUUUCAUAGUUGUGUGUUGGUUUUGUCAGCUGUAUGAGUUCUUUUUAGUUGGAGAUCAGGACAGUUUCGCUUUUGGAAUCGUGCAGUCGUUCAGUUUUUGGGGCCUUUUUUCCAAAAAUGGGCCAAUUCCUUUUCUUCUAACAAAUUUUGUAAAUUUUGCAGCAAUGAUCUUGCUGCCCUUUCAAAAAAAAUAUGUUAAGCAAAUGUUUACACAGAUGAGGAAAGUGAGAAGUCUGCUGGAGGAGAUACGCCUUUGACUUCUCAUGAUCCACCAUUUCUUGCAUGUAGCAUGGAUAAGAAAAGUGGUCAUAGUAAUGCCAGUGGUAGCCUUUCUAAAGAGUAUUGAAACCUUGGUUAUAUUUGUUAGUAUCAGCUCUUAGAGGAGCUGUUCUGCUUUGGAUUGUGUAACCGGAUUUCGGUUUGGCCUAAGUGUUGUUCCUGUAC
Molecule: messenger RNA, 2859 nt
Organism: Sorghum bicolor (sorghum)
Lineage: Eukaryota; Viridiplantae; Streptophyta; Magnoliopsida; Poales; Poaceae
Product: protein ETHYLENE-INSENSITIVE 2-like
Exons: 6
Coding region: 276-1850 (524 amino acids)
Biological process (GO): metal ion transport
Cellular component (GO): membrane
Molecular function (GO): manganese ion transmembrane transporter activity; cadmium ion transmembrane transporter activity
Source: RefSeq, a predicted model, not a curated record